Molecule: messenger RNA, 438 nt
Organism: Aureobasidium melanogenum CBS 110374
Lineage: Eukaryota; Fungi; Ascomycota; Dothideomycetes; Dothideales; Saccotheciaceae
Product: putative AP-2 adaptor complex subunit sigma
Exons: 5
Coding region: 1-438 (145 amino acids)
Biological process (GO): clathrin-dependent endocytosis; protein transport
Cellular component (GO): AP-2 adaptor complex; intracellular membrane-bounded organelle
Molecular function (GO): clathrin-cargo adaptor activity
Source: RefSeq, a predicted model, not a curated record
AUGGUCCUCUCGUUCAUCUUGAUCCAGAACAGGCAGGGAAAGACGCGCUUGGCCAAAUGGUAUGCGCCAUACAGUGAUGAAGAGAAAGUAAAGCUAAAAGGCGAGAUCCACCGCCUCGUUGCUCCCCGCGACCAAAAACACCAAUCCAACUUUGUCGAAUUCCGCGGCUCCUCAAAAAUCGUCUACCGUCGCUAUGCCGGCCUCUUCUUUUGCGCCUGCGUGGAUGCAAACGACAACGAACUAGCGUACCUAGAAGCCAUACAUUUCUUUGUCGAAGUGCUGGAUCAGUUCUUCGGGAAUGUGUGCGAGCUGGAUCUCGUCUUCAAUUUCUACAAGGUUUACGCUAUUCUGGAUGAAGUGUUUUUGGCGGGAGAAAUUGAAGAGACGAGUAAACAGGUUGUGUUGACGAGGUUGGAGCAUUUGGACAAACUUGAGUGA